AUGGCCUCAAAUUUCACUGAUUCUCAACUGAAAUGGAUGUUUCUCAUCGAUGAUUUGAACAUGGAUUCAAAUCUUAUUGUGUGUUCGCCGCCCUCUUUUCUAAUGGUUGCUGCAAAGAGGAUCAUAAGCUUCUUCAGCUCUGUAGCUAUACAGACACCCCACACAACGUGGACACCCCUUACCCUGCUGAAGCCGCCUACCCUGCCCACGCCACCUACUCCGCCGACGCCGCCAACUCCACCUACGCCGCCAACUCCGCCAACUCCGCCUACGCCGCCAACUCCGCCUACUCCGCCUACGCCGCCAACUCCGCCUACUCCUCCUACACCGCCAACGCCGCCUACGCCCCACGCACCCCACGCGCCCCACGCACCCCACGCGCCCCCCGCCCCCCCCGCCCCCCCCGCCCCCCCCGCACCCCACGCCCCCCACGCACCGCACGCACCCCACGCACCCCACGCACCCCAUGCACCCCAUACUCCGUGGAGACCCCGUACCCUGCCUAAGCCACCUACCCUGCCGACGCCGCCUACUCCGCCUACGCCUCCUACGCCCCCUACGCCGCCAACUCCGCCUACUCCGCCUACGCCUCCUACGCCGCCAACUCCCCCUACGCCGCCUACACCCCCUACGCCGCCUACUCCCCCUACUCCCCCUACGCCGCCUACUAAUCUCUGUAGCUAUACAGACACCCCCACACAACCGUGGACACCCCUUACCCUGCUGAAGCCGCCUACCCUGCCCACGCACGCCUACUCCGCCGACGCCGCCAACUCAGGCCUACGCCGCCAACUCCGCCAACUCGCAACUCAGCAUACUCCGCCUACUCCGCCCUACGCCGCCAACUCCGCACUACUCCUCCGUACACCGCCAACGACGCCCUACGCCCCACGCCCCCCCGCACCCCACGCGCACCACGCGCCUCACGCACCCCACGCACCCCACGCCCCCACGCACCCCCACGCCCCCCACGCACCCCACGCACCCCACGCACCCCACGCAACCCCACGCACCCCAUGCACCCCAUACUCCGUGGAGACCCGUACCCUGCCUAAGCCACCUACCCUGCCGACGCCGCCUACUCCGCCUACGCCUACUACCCCCCUACGCCGCCAAUCCCCUACGCCGCCUACACCCCCUACGCCGCCUACACCCCCUACGCCGCCUACUCCCCCUACGCCGCCUACUCCCCCUACGCCGCCUACUCCCCCUACGCCGCCUACUAAUCUCUGUAGCUAUACAGACACCCCACACACCGUGGACACCCCUUACCCUGCUGAAGCCGCCUACCCUGCCCACGCCGCCUACUCCGCCGACGCCGCCAACUCCGCCUACGCCGCCAACUCCGCCAACUCCGCUACGCCCCAACUCCGCCUACUCCGCCAACUCCGCCUACUCCGCCUACGCCGCCAACUCCGCCUACUCCUCCUACACGCCAACGACGCCUACGCCCCACGCACCCCACGCGCCCCACGCGCCUCACCACCACCACGCACCCACGCACCCCACGCCCCCACGCACCCCACGCCCCCUCACGCACCCCACGCACCCACACGCACCCCACGCACCCCACGCACCCCCAUGCACCCCAUACUCCGUGGAGACCCGUACCCUGCUAAGCCACCUACCCUGCCGACGCCGCCUACUCCGCCUACGCCUCCUACGCCCCUACGCCGCAACUCCCCCUACGCCGCCUACACCCCUACGCCGCCUACACUCCCCUACGCCGCCUCACACCUAAGCGCUACUCCCCCCUACGCGCCUACUCCCCUACGCCGCCUACUCCCCCUACGCCGCCUACUAAUCUCUGUAGCUAUACAGACACCCCACACAACGUGGACACCCCUUACCCUGCUGAAGCCGCCUACCCUGCCCACGCCACCUACUCCGCCGACGCCGCCAACUCCACCUACGCCGCCAACUCCGCCAACUCCGCCUACGCCGCCAACUCCGCCUACUCCGCCUACGCCGCCAACUCCGCCUACUCCUCCUACACCGCCAACGCCGCCUACGCCCCACGCACCCCACGCGCCCCACGCACCCCACGCGCCCCACGCCCCCCACGCCCCCCACGCCCCCCACGCACCCCACGCCCCCCACGCACCGCACGCACCCCACGCACCCCACGCACCCCAUGCACCCCAUACUCCGUGGAGACCCCGUACCCUGCCUAAGCCACCUACCCUGCCGACGCCGCCUACUCCGCCUACGCCUCCUACGCCCCCUACGCCGCCAACUCCCCCUACUCCGCCUACGCCUCCUACGCCGCCAACUCCCCCUACGCCGCCUACACCCCCUACGCCGCCUACUCCCCCUACGCCGCCUACUCCCCCUACGCCGCCUACUAAUGUAAUGGUCCUAUACUUACUCUACUUAUUCUCUGUAGCUAUACAGACACCCCACACACCGUGGACACCCCUUACCCUGCUGAAGCCGCCUACCCUGCCCACGCCGCCUACUCCGCCGACGCCGCCAACUCCGCCUACGCCGCCAACUCCGCCAACUCCGCCAACUCCGCCUACUCCGCCUACUCCGCCUACGCCGCCAACUCCGCCUACUCCUCCUACACCGCCAACGACGCCUACGCCCCACGCACCCCACGCACCCCACGCGCCCCACGCGCCUCACGCACCCCACGCACCCCACGCCCCCCACGCCCCCCACGCACCCCACGCACCCCACGCACCCCACGCACCCCACGCACCCCACGCACCCCAUGCACCCCACGCACCCCAUGCACCCCAUACUCCGUGGAGACCCCGUACCCUGCCUAAGCCACCUACCCUGCCGACGCCGCCUACUCCGCCUACGCCUCCUACGCCCCCUACGCCGCCAACUCCCCCUACGCCGCCUACACCCCCUACGCCGCCUACACCCCCUACGCCGCCUACUCCCCCUACGCCGCCUACUCCCCCUACGCCGCCUACUCCCCCUACGCCGCCUACUAAUGUAAUGGUCCUAUACUUACUCUACUUAUUCUCUGUAGCUAUACAGACACCCCACACACCGUGGACACCCCUUACCCUGCUGAAGCCGCCUACCCUGCCCACGCCGCCUACUCCGCCGACGCCGCCAACUCCGCCUACGCCGCCAACUCCGCCUACGCCGCCAACUCCACCUACGCCGCCAACUCCGCCUACUCCGCCAACUCCGCCUACUCCGCCAACUCCGCCAACUCCGCCUACUCCACCAACGCCGCCUACGCCCCACGCACCCCACGCGCCCCACGCGCCCCACGCGCCCCACGCACCCCACGCACCCCACGCCCCCCAUGCCCCCCACGCACCCCACGCCCCCCAUGCCCCCCACGCCCCCCACGCACCCCACGCACCCCACGCACCCCACGCACCCCAUGCACCCCAUACUCCGUGGAGACCCCGUACCCUGCCUAAGCCACCUACCCUGCCGACGCCGCCUACUCCGCCUACGCCUCCUACGCCCCCUACGCCGCCAACUCCCCCUACGCCGCCUACACCCCCUACGCCGCCUACUCCCCCUACGCCGCCUACUCCCCCUACGCCGCCUACUCCCCCUACGCCGCCUACUAUUGCUGCCAAGAUCCAUAUUCCCAAUGGCAGCAGUAGUGGAAAUAGCAACCGUGGAGCAGCGACAAUCCAACGGAAGACUAUAAUCAUCCAUUAG
Messenger RNA from Impatiens glandulifera, 3642 nucleotides. Its product is annotated as basic proline-rich protein-like. Lineage: Eukaryota; Viridiplantae; Streptophyta; Magnoliopsida; Ericales; Balsaminaceae. Bases 1 to 3642 code for a protein of 1213 amino acids. The transcript is spliced from 8 exons. The record is from RefSeq and is a predicted model, not a curated record.